AUGGAGAAGCAGCAGCAGCUCCGUUCCUCAUGCAAGAAGUGCAGCAACAGAUGCCCUGUACCUUUCCUUGGCUGUGCUCUUGUGGUGGUGCUGCUGUUCUCCAUGGCCUCUCCAGCCAGUUCUUGCACCGAGCAGGAGAAGGGCUCCCUCCUGCAGUUUCAUGCUGGGCUGUCACAGGACGGCGGCCUCUCGGCGUCAUGGAAGCAAAACAGCACCGACUGCUGCGUAUGGGAAGGGGUCACAUGUGGCGCGGAUGGGACAGUCACCGAUGUCUCGGUGGCUUCCAAGGGCCUUGAGGGGCACGUCUCGCCGUCCCUGGGCAACCUCGCCGGACUGCUGCGCCUCAACCUGUCCCACAACUCACUCUCUGGUGGCCUACCACUGGAGCUGGUGUUGUCCAGCAGCAUCAUCGUCCUCGACGUCAGCUUCAACCGCCUGAAGGAAGACAUGCAAGAGGUGUCGUCUUUAACCUCUGUCCAGCCUCUGCAGGUACUGAACAUCUCGAGCAACCUGUUUACAGGCCAGUUUCCAUCGUCCACCACGUGGGGGGUGAUGAGCAAUCUACUCACCCUGAACGCCAGCAACAACAGCUUCACUGGGCAGAUACCAAGCCAUUUCUGCACAGGCUCACCAUCGCUAGCCGUGGUUGCACUCUGUUACAACCAAUUUACAGGCGGCAUCCCUCCUGGACUUGGUAAUUGCUCCAUGCUCAAAGUGCUCAAAGCUGGACACAACAACCUCAGCGGGACUCUACCAAAUGAACUCUUCGACGCUUCCUCCCUAGAGUACCUCUCGCUUCCUCACAAUGGUUUAAAUGGAGUGAUCAAUGGUGCACAAAUAGUCAAGCUCAGAAAUCUGGCUACUCUAGAUCUUGGAAGGAACAAUUUCAGCGGCAAGAUUCCCGACUCAAUUGGUCAGCUCAAGAGAUUAGAGGAGCUCCGUCUGGACAACAACAACAUGUCAGAGGAGCUGCCGUCAGCUCUGAGCAAUUGCACAAAUCUCAUAACAAUUGACCUCAAGAGGAACCAAUUUGAUGGAGAACUUACCAAGGUUAACUUCUCGAGCCUGCUCAAUCUGAAGAGUUUAGAUCUUCUGUACAACAAAUUCACCGGCACAAUUCCAGAAAGCAUAUACUCUUGCACCAAGCUGGCCGCACUGCGCAUAUCUAGCAACAACUUGUAUGGGCAGCUUUCACCAAACAUAGCCAGUUUGAAAGCCCUUACUUUCCUAUCACUUGGUAACAACAAUUUUACGAAUAUCACAAACACGAUUCAGAUACUCAAGAACUAUAGGAACCUCACUUUCUUGCUUAUCGGAGGGACAAACUUUAUGGGUGAAUCCAUGCCAGAAGAUGAAAUAGUUGAUGGUUUUCAGAACCUUCAGGUUCUCUCCAUAGCUGGUUGCUCAUUGUCAGGAAACAUGCCCCUUUGGCUAUCAAAGCUGACAAAGUUGGAGAUUUCUUGCACGGAGCAGGAGAAGGGCUCCCUCCUGCAGUUCCAUGCUGGGCUGUCACAGGACGGCGGCCUCUCAGCGUCAUGGAAGCAAAACAGCACCGACUGCUGCGUGUGGGAAGGGGUCACCUGUGGCGCGGAUGGGACAGUCACCGAUGUCUCAGUGGCUUCCAAGGGCCUUGAGGGGCACGUCUCGCCGUCCCUGGGCAACCUCGCCGGACUGCUGCGCCUCAACCUGUCCCACAACUCACUCUCUGGUGGCCUACCACUGGAGCUGGUGUCGUCCAGCAGCAUCAUAGUCCUCGACGUCAGCUUCAACAGCCUCAAGGAAGACAUGCAAGAGGUGCCAUCUUUAACCUCUGUCCGGCCUCUGCAGGUACUGAACAUCUCGAGCAACCUGUUUACAGGCCGGUUUCCAUCGUCCACCACAUGGGGGGUGAUGAGCAAUCUAGUCAUCCUCAACGCCAGCAACAACAGCUUCACUGGGCAGAUACCAAGCCAUUUCUGCACAGGCUCACCAUCACUGGCCGUGGUUGCACUCUGCUACAACCAAUUUACAGGUGGCAUCCCUCCUGGACUUGGUAAUUGCUCCAUGCUCAGAGUGCUCAAGGCUGGACACAACAACCUCAGCGGGAUUCUACCAAAUGAACUCUUCGAUGCUUCCUCCCUGGAGUACCUCUCCCUUCCUGACAAUGGUUUACAUGGAGUGAUCAAUGGUGCACAAAUAGUCAAGCUCAGAAAUCUCGCUACUCUAGAUCUUGGAGGGAACAAUUUCAGCGGCAAGAUUCCCGACUCAAUUGGUCAGCUCAAGAGAUUAGAGGAGCUCCGUCUGGACAACAACAACAUGUCAGGGGAGCUGCCGUCAGCUCUGAGCAACUGCACAAAUCUCAUAGCAAUUGACCUCAAGAGCAACCACUUUGAUGGAGAACUUACCAAGGUUAACUUCUCGAGCCUGCUCCAUCUGAAGAGUUUAGAUCUUCUGUACAACAAAUUCACCGGCACAAUUCCAGAAAGCAUAUACUCUUGCACCAAGCUGGCCGCACUGCGCAUAUCUGGCAACAACUUGUAUGGGCAGCUUUCACCAAACAUAGCCAGUUUGAAAACCCUUACUUUCCUAUCACUUGGUUUCAACAAUUUUACAAAUAUCACAAAUACGAUUCGGAUACUCAAGAACUGUAGGAACCUCACUUCCUUGCUUAUCGGAGGGACAAACUUUAUGGGUGAAUCCAUGCCAGAAGAUGAAAUAGUUGAUGGUUUUCAGAACCUUCAGGUUCUCUCCAUAGCUGGUUGCUCAUUGUCAGGAAACAUACCCCUUUGGCUAUCAAAGCUGUCAAAGUUGGAGAUGCUGUUUUUGCAAAAUAACCAACUCAGUGGACCAAUACCAGGCUGGAUCAAUAGCCUAAACUUACUUUUCCAUCUAGACAUAUCAAAUAAUAGCCUUACAGGCGAAAUUCCAAGAGCCUUAAUGGAGAUGUCAAUGCUAAAUUCAGAAAAGACAAAGGCACCACGCUUGGACCCAAGAGCCUUUGAGCUGCCUGUUUAUGCAACUCCAUCACGUCAAUAUCGUAUAUCAAGUGCUUUCCCUAAAGUGCUGAAUCUGGGAAACAAUAACUUCACUGGUGUGAUCCCUGAGGAGAUUGGUCAGUUGAACUCACUUGGUAUACUGAACUUCAGCUCCAACAGCUUAUCAGGAGAAAUACCACAGCAGCUCUGCAACCUGACAAAUCUGUGGGUGCUCGACUUGUCUAGCAACAAUCUUACAGGCAUUAUCCCAUCAGCACUGAAGAACCUGCACUUCCUUUCAGCAUUCAACAUUUCCCACAAUGACCUCGAAGGCCCAAUUCCAGAUGGAGUCCAGCUUGGCACAUUCCUAAGUUCUAGCUUUGAAGGGAAUCCAAAGUUGUGUGGCCGUAUUCUCCAUCGCAAUUGUGGUUCAGCAGGAAGAUCGUCAGGCUCUAGAAAACACUGGAGCAAGAAAUCCAUUUUUGCAAUAACAUUUGGUGUGUUCUUUGGUGGAACCGCUGCUCUUUCCAUGCUCGGGUGUCUCUUUGCAACAAUCAAGCACAGGAGCAGCAACAGUGGAGAUGUGGAAGUAUAUUCAAUUGAGACUGGUUCAGAAGAAUCAUUAGUGAUAGUGCCACGAGGAAAGGGAGAAGACAGUAACCUCACAUUCGCUGACAUCGUGAAGUCUACAAAUAACUUUCACCAGGAGAACAUCAUCGGAUGCGGAGGCUAUGGGCUGGUCUAUAGGGCUGAUUUACCUGAUGGCUCUAAGCUGGCCAUCAAGAAGCUUAAUGAUGGUAUGUGUCUGAUGGACAGGGAAUUCACUGCAGAGGUUGAUGCACUCUCAAUGGCACAGCAUGACAACCUUGUACCACUCUGGGGUUAUGGCAUACAGGGAGAUUCAAGAUUCCUCAUAUAUCCUUACAUGGAGAAUGGCAGCCUGGAUGAUUGGCUUCACAACAGCGAUGGUGAUGCCAACUUGUUUCUUGACUGGCCGACACGGCUCAAGAUCGCACAAGGAGCAAGCCGGGGCCUUUCUUAUAUCCAUGGUGUCUGCAAGCCUCACAUUGUCCACCGUGACAUCAAGUCCAGCAACAUCCUGCUUGACAGAGAAUUCAAAGCUUAUGUCGCAGAUUUUGGGCUCUCCAGAUUGAUUGACAGUAAAACCCAUUUCACAACUGAGUUAGUUGGUACUCUGGGCUACAUUCCGCCUGAGUAUGGACAAGGAUGGGUUGCUACACUGAGAGGUGACAUGUACAGUUUUGGCAUGGUCCUGCUUGAGCUGCUGACAGGAAGACGGCCUGUCCUGGUCUUGUCCUCAUCAAAAGAACUCGUCAACUGGGUACAGGAUAUGAUAUCAGAAGGGAAGCAGCUUGAGGUCCUGGAUCCUACACUUCAGGGUAAAGGGUAUGAAGACCAGAUGAUGAAGGUGCUUGAAGCAGCUUGCAAGUGCAUCAGCCGUAAUCCUUGCAUGAGACCAACGAUACAGGAACUAGUCUCCUUCCUGGAGAGUGUAGACGGCAAACUGCAGAUGCAAAAUUCAGUUAAGAUAGAAUGCCGCUACACAUGAUUAUAUUGUAGUCCAGCGCACAUAGCAGAUGUAGGUCCAUACAAUUACUACUGAAAGAUGUUACAGUUAUUUUGACAAAGCUUCUGACAGAUUACCAUUUUUUAAGACUCUGUAAUUGCGCCCC
Lolium perenne is the source of this 4648-nucleotide messenger RNA. Its product is annotated as tyrosine-sulfated glycopeptide receptor 1. Gene Ontology annotation, biological process: protein phosphorylation. The record is from RefSeq and is a predicted model, not a curated record. Lineage: Eukaryota; Viridiplantae; Streptophyta; Magnoliopsida; Poales; Poaceae. Gene Ontology annotation, molecular function: ATP binding; receptor serine/threonine kinase binding; protein kinase activity.